AUGAUCCCAUAUAAUUCGGCCUCUCACAAUUCUGACGAUGAAGUAGGGGAGGUUUAUCUUCCAGACGAAGCACCAAUCGAGUAUGCCGAAGUUCCUUCCGAUGAGGAUGUAGAAAUGAUGUCUGAUAGUGGAGGGUCAGAAGUUUUUUCUCCAGAAACAGAUGACGCCAAGCUCGUUUUGACUAAGCACAGGGAUAGUGUUUUCUGCGUUGAUGUUCAUCCCACUGGGAAGCUCAUUGCUUCAGGAUCUCAGGAUGAUAACGCCAUCGUUUGGAAUAUAGAAACAGGAACCGAGGUCUUUACCUGCACUGGCCAUUCGGAUUCUGUGACCUAUGUUGCGUUUAGCCCUGAUGGCCAAUUCCUUGCAACAGGAGAUAUGGCGGGUUUUACUCAGAUAUGGCAUCUUGCAUUUCCUUCCCAUUGUGUUCAAGAUGCCAUAAUUACUUUAAAUCGGAGCCUUCAAUUUGGAGAGCUUUCUUCUCUAAGUUGGUGGCAGUUACCAUUUCAAGAAUCUCAUGCAAACCGACCUAGGCCAUUGGUUCUUAACGUUGGAAGUGAAGAUGGCAUUUAUUCUGCAAGUUUGGUUGGAAUAUCUUCAAGGAUUGCAGAAAAGGCUCCCAAAUACCUAAUGGGAUCUGGGAAAGCUGUGGUUGGAGUAGUUGCUGUGCCAUCAACUAAUGCAACGGAACGCCCUCUUUUUGCCGUGAUUUGUCGCGAUGGUGAUUUUCGUGUUUGGGAUAUUAAGGAUGAACGAAUUCUUCUUCAGUCCUUGCUUCCCAUGCCCCCAUUUGAUCCCGAUGUUGAUGUAACGGAAGAAGAGCUAUCUAAGGGAUAUUUAUGCAUUGAUGCUCCUCACGAGUCUCAAUUAGUUGAUAUGGUAGCUGUUGGAGGAUUCGAGAAAGUUGUCCUAGUACCCUGUAGACCACCACCUUUUGAAGAAGUGGAAAAUGGCCCCAAAAAAAUCAAUGCAAAUUCGUUCACAACUAUUCAAUUGGAUGCUGGAGCAAUGAGUGUUGAGACAAUUGAGUUUUCUCCGACACAUCCCUUCUUGGCAUUCGGUACCGUGGGAGGUCAGAUUGGAGUCUACGAUACAAGCCUUAUGCGAAUGCGACAGAAGUGGUCCUACACGGAUCCAAGCACUGGAUACGAAGAAGCCUUCGGCAUUACCUCUCUCAAAUGGAGCCGUUCGGAGCCCCUAGUCUUCUACACCUCCACACUAGCAGGCAGUGUUGUCGCAUGGAACGCAUCCAGUGGCAACGGAAUUUCCGUGGCCGUUUGGCGUGGUCAUUCAGCAGCCGUACUUGACUUGGCUCUUGCCCCUGUCACUCCCGAGUAUCCCCGAGAGAGAUUCAUUGUCUCCUCUUCGGAUGACCAUUCCGUACGAGUUUUCGACGUGGAACGUCUGCGUGAGAAUACAGCGGAGGAGGGUGCAUAA
Molecule: messenger RNA, 1434 nt
Organism: Rodentolepis nana
Lineage: Eukaryota; Metazoa; Platyhelminthes; Cestoda; Cyclophyllidea; Hymenolepididae
Source: the annotation of a GenBank genome assembly